AUGGUACCAGGGAUAAGGGACAGUUAUGUGGAGGAACAAGAGAAACAAGGCUUUGUAUCCUUAGAGCAGGGAAGGCUAAGGGCAUCCCGCAAGGCAUCGAAGCAGUUGCUGACUAAAGUCACCAAGAAGCCGCCUAAGAGGCGGAGGAAAUCUCACAAGCAGAGCUAUUCCACUUACAUGUGCAGGGUGCUGACUCAGGUCCACCCUCCCACCAGGUUCUCAUCCAAAGCCAUGAGUGUUAUGAGUUCCUUCGCUGUCGACAUUUUUGAGUGCAUCACCUCCAAGGCUUCGCACCUCAUUCACUACAACAAGUGCCACACCAUUUCAGCCUGGGAGAUCCAGAUCGCCAUCUGCCUCAUGUUGCCAGGGAAACUGGACAAACAUGGUGUCUCCGAAGGCACAAAAGCGGUCACCAAAUACACCAACUCCAUUUUGGCCAUUCAUUCUAAAGAUUAUGGACCCGACAUCUACAACCCCGCUGCCAACUAUGAGCUCCAGGCACCCCUCUCCAAUCUCUCCUAG
Messenger RNA from Carcharodon carcharias (great white shark), 522 nucleotides. RefSeq names its product histone H2B-like. NCBI's taxonomy places the organism in Eukaryota, Metazoa, Chordata, Chondrichthyes, Lamniformes, Lamnidae. The coding region runs from base 1 to 522 and encodes 173 amino acids. The transcript has 2 exons. Gene Ontology annotation, cellular component: nucleosome. Gene Ontology annotation, molecular function: DNA binding; protein heterodimerization activity; structural constituent of chromatin. The record is from RefSeq and is a predicted model, not a curated record.